AUGGCUGACGAUGAAGACGCUGACGGGACGAAUGGCCUCUUUCAGGAGCCAGAAGGCUACUAUCAGCCGGAGAAGGAGGCGAAAACAGUUUCCUAUCAUACAUUGAGCGGGCAAACGAUUAGUCUCCGGCUUGUCGGACACAGUCCGCUGUGGGGUCACUUGCUAUGGAACGCAGGAAGAACAGUAGCGGACUACCUCGAGCAGAACGGUGAAACUCUGAUUAGAGGAAGAACUGUGCUUGAAUUGGGUGCUGGCGCAGGUCUGCCCUCUAUCAUCAGCGCCCUGCAGGGUGCGACUACUGUCGUCGUUUCUGACUAUCCUGAGGCUGAGCUGGUGGAGAACCUCCGGCUCAACAUCGAGCAAAACUGCAUUGGCCGGGACGUGCACGUUGAAGGUUACCUCUGGGGCGCUUCACCUGCAGCGUUACUGCAGUCUCUCCCGGAGAGUGACCGCACGUUGGGCUUUGAUCUGAUUAUCCUUGCGGAUCUGCUGUUCAAUCACUCUGAGCAUGCCAAGCUGGUUGCGUCAGUGCAGCAGACGCUCAAGGAAACCUCGACUGCCUGUGCGCUUGUCUUCUUCACGCCGUAUCGCCCGUGGCUGCUGGAGAAGGAUCUGGCAUUCUUCGAGCUUGCCAGGGAGGCUGGUUUCGUGGUCGACAAGAUCCUUGAGCAUGUCAUGGAUAGGGUCAUGUUCGAGGAAGACCGUGGGGACGAGCUUCUGCGACGAACUGUUUUUGGGUACAGCCUCCGCUGGUGA
Molecule: messenger RNA, 756 nt
Organism: Baudoinia panamericana UAMH 10762
Lineage: Eukaryota; Fungi; Ascomycota; Dothideomycetes; Mycosphaerellales; Teratosphaeriaceae
Exons: 3
Coding region: 1-756 (251 amino acids)
Biological process (GO): peptidyl-lysine dimethylation
Molecular function (GO): protein-lysine N-methyltransferase activity
Source: RefSeq, a predicted model, not a curated record